UCAUGUCCAAGCAUUAUCCUUUGAAGCCCCUGUCUGGCAAUGAUCUCCACCCUCAUGUGCCCAUGGUGGUCUGAUUCAAGCAGGGGUUGUGGUUUCCAGGGCAGGCGGUGGGUGUCGAGAAGUGCCCGUGUACUGAAACCAAUGAGAUGAGGUUUACCUGCACAUUCUUCUCCCUGGUUGGUCCAAGAAGAGAGAACAUGAGAGCUAAAGUGGCUGGCAAUGUUACUUGGAUCCCCAAACCUUCCUCUUGUUUCUACUACUCAAUCUGAAGUCGGCAACUUCCAGAGCUCAUCUGCAGCAACCUCAGGAUUACAUGCUCAAGAUCAUUGUUCCCGUCGAUGGGUGCAUCAACCAAAAAGGCAGAAAACAAAAAGGCUUCAGGGGAAUUUCUCUCUCUCUCUCUCUCUCUCUCUCUCUCUCUCUGUAUGGGGACUUGAACCAUAAGUAAUGCCAUUAAACUAGUGAAGAUUGGACAGGGGAUUCUGUAGCACUUCUCUCCCAGCCUAUUUAACCAUCCACACUUCCCAUUGGCUGAAGACCAUGGUUCUGAGGACCUGCUCUUUCUUGUUCUCCAUUUAAGGUAGGCAGGCCACGGACACUCUCAACAAUCUUGGAGAGGAGAGGGAGGCUUUCGCUUUGUUCUCGCUAAGGAUCUUUGGUUGAAGCUAUGGGAGUAAGGACUGGGACCUCUUGAACUAGUUUUCCCUGCUUUGCUUGCCAUCAGUGCCUCAGUAGCGUUUGUGUCUCGUGUUUAGAUCUUUGGCUGGGUGCAGAACAAGUUCCACGGGAGGCAGGAGAAGAAGAGCUUCGAUGCUGGAUCGAGUUCAGCUCACUAUCCUUCCAUGCCGAGUUCUCCGAAAGAAGAACUCAACGACUGGCCGCAGGCAUUGUUGUCGAUUGGGACGCUCGGCAACAGCGAGGUGAAGGGGGAACCACGGCGAGACGAGCACUCUCGAACCUUGGAUUCCUCAGAAGACUUAUCCAACUUCGCGAUCGAGGAAGUAACCAACCUGCAGAAAGAACUGAAGAAGCUGCUGUCACUCAAGUCGAAAACCAAGUCCGCUGGAUCGGAGUUCGGCGAAGAAGACAGAGCCAAGCUGCCGCUGAAUCGAUUUCUGAACUGCCCAUCGAGCUUGGAGGUCGACAGGAUCGCGAGCGCCAAGCUCGAGUAUCUGGACAACGACAACAAUGGCGACCUCUCGCCCAACACCAAGAUCGUACUGAGCAAGGUGAAGGAAGUGCUGCUGGGUAACCGCAACGCCAUCAGGAAGAAGUCCAUCUCCUUUCUUCUCAAGAGGAUGUUCGUCUGUGGCGGCGGCUUCGCGCCAGCUCCCGGCUUUAGGGAUCCCAUGCCGGAAUCAAGGAUGGAGAAGAUUUUGAGGGCAAUUCUCACCAAGAAGAUGCACCAACAAAGCUCCACUCCAUCUUCAUCGCAGAAAUACUUGGAGAACAAGCCAGUUGGGAGAUCGCAGGAAGGGGAAGCGGAGGAGGAGGAGGAGAAGAGGAAAGCUCAGUGUAAAUGGGUCAAGACGGAUUCAGAGUUUAUUGUUCUAGAGAUCUAGAGACACCAAUCGAUGAAGAUGACCAUGGUGAGUUCGCGCUGAAUGCUCUCGAAGAACACAUGCAGGCAUGCAAUGGAGGGUUACAGAGCACAUAAUAGGCUGUGUUGGAAAAGGCUUCACUUGUGCCAUAUAUAACAAACAAGUUGCACAUUUCUUAUCAUUAAUUUCUGAGGUGUCCGUCCGUAGGACAAUUCUUGGGAUAAUUCAGCC
Molecule: messenger RNA, 1772 nt
Organism: Musa acuminata AAA Group (dessert banana)
Lineage: Eukaryota; Viridiplantae; Streptophyta; Magnoliopsida; Zingiberales; Musaceae
Product: protein DEEPER ROOTING 1-like
Exons: 4
Coding region: 843-1562 (239 amino acids)
Biological process (GO): regulation of growth; gravitropism
Source: RefSeq, a predicted model, not a curated record